Canariomyces notabilis is the source of this 3037-nucleotide messenger RNA. RefSeq names its product actin-like ATPase domain-containing protein. Lineage: Eukaryota; Fungi; Ascomycota; Sordariomycetes; Sordariales; Chaetomiaceae. The record is from RefSeq and is a predicted model, not a curated record. Bases 426 to 2690 code for a protein of 754 amino acids. Gene Ontology annotation, molecular function: ATP binding; ATP-dependent protein folding chaperone. The transcript has 4 exons.
CAUGUAUUGUACUGUACAUACAGUACAAUAACGUUACCGUUUGUGUAACUUCACCAGCCACAUCAGUGCCUGACCGUCCCGCUGCCCGCCCCCGUCCUUUUGAUCAGAGUCCCCGCCAUGCCACAUUCUCCCAAGCAAGCAGUGCGAAGCACGCCCACACCUUAGGUUCAGUCCAGGACUCCAGGAAGCCCUGCGCCCCUCCCCACCACCCAGCCGCAGCGCGAAUCCACCAUUCCACCUGCAGCCCAGAAGUCCUACCCCCGUUAGGAAGCACUAAUCAAAUUCCCCCCUCCCCAGACUCAGCUCUCUCUCUUUCUUGGGUUGACCAGCUCGACGCCGCAGCCCGCCCACCUUGCCGACUUUCGCUCACCCCCCUCCCCUUCUUUCUUCCCUUUAAUACUCCAACUUGUCCUGUCCUUCCCCUUAUGAGUUCUUUGAACUCUCGCCUGAAAGGCUUUGGUUUUGGUAAACGCAAAUCGAGCGCCGCCUUCCAUCCCCAGAGUGGGAACGCUCCGAGUCCCAGUGUCGCCCAAAGCCAGACCCCGCCCUUGGUAGCCCCUCAAAUACCGCCCUUGUUCCCUUCGCCGCCGGGUCCGGCCCCGUCGAGUGCAUCCGACACGUCCCAAUCGAGCCUCCCAAUGAAUCAUCCAGGCGCUGGUCCUCGACCGCCCAGCUACUCAGCGACGAACUAUCCUCCAGGUCCUCCCAACGCUAUUGGCCGCACGAGCCCGCUCGCGAACCAAGGCCCGGCCCGAACUCCACCCUCGCAAAUGGUUGGAGGCCCGCCGCCCAUCAACACCGGCGCCCCUCCGGUCGCCGGGUAUCCGCCACCCGUUAUGGGAGGUGGCCCUCCUCCCGUUCCUGGCGGGCCGCCCGGGUAUGCAGGCCCUACUGGCUACCCUCCCCCGCCGCCCCAAGCCGCGGGCCCUAUGGCUCCGUUCACGCGGAAUGCGGCUGCCGAGGUUGAGGGCAACAGCCGGAGUAAGGCGCAGCUAAUUGUCGGCAUCGACUUUGGCACCACCUUCUCCGGUGUGGCGUUUGCCUUUGCUACAAACAACGAGGCGAAGGAGGACAUUAUUACUGAAUGGCCUGGUGCUGGCUCAUACACAAAGCAGAAGAUUCCCACGGUCCUCUACUAUGACCAGUAUCAGAAAGUGGUUGGCUGGGGCCCAGAUAUCGCCGACGCCCUUGCGCCGACGGGAUAUCCCAAGCCUGGCGUGCAGAAGGUUGAGUGGUUUAAGCUUCAACUAAUGCUGUCAGGCAACACGUACAUUGACCCCAUUAAUCUCCCUCCCCUGCCGCCAGGCAAGUCCGAGAUUGAUGUGGCAGCCGAUUAUCUCUUCAAGCUCCGGCAGGCUAUGCGGGCAGCCCUCCAGAAGACGCUGGGUGAGGUGUUUAACCGCGAGGAGAGGAACAUUCGCUACUAUUUGACUGUCCCUGCUAUUUGGAACGAUGCCGGCAAGGCCGCCACUAGAGCCGCGGCCAUUCAGGCUGGUUUCCUCCGCGACGAGAACGACAACCGGCUGACGCUGGUCAGCGAGCCCGAGGCUGCCGCCUUGUUUUGCUCAAAGACCGGACUGCUGAACCUCAAGGUACACGAUGCCGUGCUGAUUGUCGAUUGCGGUGGUGGUACCGUCGAUCUUAUCGCAUACGAAGUCGAAGAUGAGAACCCCUUCACCGUGGCCGAAUGCACGGCCGGGUCCGGCGACUCAUGCGGGUCGACCGCCCUGAACCGGAAUUUCAGCAAUAUCCUGCGGACAAAGAUUCGGAAGAUGAAACUGCCUGAUGGCUCUAAGACGGCCGGACGUGUCUAUGCCAAGUGCAUCAUGGAUUUCGAGAACCGGAUCAAGGCAGACUUCCGGAACAAUGGUCAAAAAUGGGCCGUGGACGUUGGUAUCGAGGCCGAGUUUCCCGAGGCGGGCAUCGAGGAGGGCUACAUGACCUUCACCAACGAGGAGAUUCUGCAGUGCUUCGAGCCCGUGGUCAAUCGCAUUCUCGAGCUCGUCAGGAACCAGAUCAUUGCCAUUCAGGCGCAAAAUCGCACGCUCCAGAACAUCCUGGUCGUGGGUGGUUUUGGUGCGUCGGAAUAUCUCUUUCAGCAAAUCAAACUCCAUGUACCACCGCAGUUCCAGUCCAAGGUCGUCCGGCCGAUGGACUCGGUGGCUGCCAUCGUCAAGGGUGCCGUCACGGCCGGCAUCACGGAGCGAGUCAUCACUCACCGUGUUGCCCGUCGCCACUACCUCAUGGCUACGCUGCAACCGUUUAAGGAGGGCUAUCACCCAGAGGCAUACCGAGUACCGUCCCUUGACGGCAAGGACCGUUGCAAGUUCACACGCCAAAUUUUUGUCCAGAAGGGCCAGAAAGUCAAGAUUGGAGAGCCUGUCAAAGUGUCAUUCUUCCGACAAGUCGCUCCUGGCGCCACGCUGAUGUACGAGGACAUCCUGUACGCCUGCGACGAUGACGUUUGCCCGGAGUACACCAAGGAUCCCAGAAUCAAGGAGGUGGUGACCCUUACGUCAGAUCUUUCACGCAAGAACUUGGAGAAGGAUUUUGAACGGAUGGAUACACCGCAGGGAACGUUCUACCGCGUCUAUUUCGACAUUUACCUUACUCUGGACGGCUCAGAAUUCAGCGCCGAGCUUGUCUGCCAAGGUGAGGUCAUGGGUCGCUGCCGCGCACGUUUUAGAUAAGACGGAGUUGGUUGAUGAGAGUUGUUGCUAUUGAUUUUGCACCGCACCGGAUCUCCACAAUGAUACCUCUUUGAAAGUACAAUGGGUAGCGUUUCGCAUAGCGGGCAAAUUGACGCUCCUACCUUGAAGAAACAAAAAACACAGAUGGCUGGGUCUUCGACUGGCAUGUGGUGGAGCCGGAUCGUGAGACGAGGAAGAUGCAUCAGGCCGACAGCCCACGCAAGAACACGAUUUGUAUUGCCGUGAGCAGGAUGAUGUGGUGAACCGAUUUUCACGGUUCAAGGCACGGUACCUUCAGCCUUGAGAACAAGGAAGGGAAGGGCACCUCCUAAUUUGAAUUCUAAGAG